Messenger RNA from Microsporum canis CBS 113480, 381 nucleotides. RefSeq lists its product as uncharacterized. The record is from RefSeq and is a predicted model, not a curated record. Lineage: Eukaryota; Fungi; Ascomycota; Eurotiomycetes; Onygenales; Arthrodermataceae. The coding region runs from base 1 to 381 and encodes 126 amino acids. The transcript is spliced from 2 exons.
AUGGCCCGAGCAUCAGACGCUUUACCGGAAAAAGCAAAACGAGAGAUAUUCAGAGCAAGAAGGCUAGUACGGCGUCUCCGGUCUUCCAGGCUAUACUGUGGCCCAUUAUCAGUCGAAAACGAUAGCCCGAUAUGCAGCGUUGAAAGCAAGGGGUCGAGUCUAUAUAAUCCCCUUCGAUGCGCCUCUUCUUUUAACGAUUUGUUUCAUCACUAUCAAGACAAAUCAAACCUUUACAAACAGCUUCAAUCUUUCUACUUCAACUUUUCAAGCUUCGAGCAAGAAAUCACUUACCUAUUCGAAAUGGAGUCCUACGUUGCCCCAACUCAGACCACCAGUCCUGUCAACGCUCGUGGAAGCACCGGCCAAUGCAUUGUUAUGUAG